Molecule: messenger RNA, 1434 nt
Organism: Symsagittifera roscoffensis
Lineage: Eukaryota; Metazoa; Xenacoelomorpha; Acoela; Convolutidae
Product: 1-acyl-sn-glycerol-3-phosphate acyltransferase alpha-like
Exons: 5
Coding region: 625-1434 (269 amino acids)
Biological process (GO): phosphatidic acid biosynthetic process
Cellular component (GO): endoplasmic reticulum; membrane
Molecular function (GO): 1-acylglycerol-3-phosphate O-acyltransferase activity
Source: RefSeq, a predicted model, not a curated record
AAACAUUUUUUUUUCUUGUGUUGAAAAAAUACAAUCGAAAAGCUGAAGCUUUUAAAUUAAAGUGAAACCUAUCAAACUUUGCGAUUGAAGCUCUGUAGAAAUCAAGUUGGAUAAUUCACUCGGAUCUGUACACAAGACAUCCUUUCGAUUGAAUAAUGCUUUCGUUAAUUCAACAAUCUUGCGGCCAUCUUUAGCUUACGAUUACGUUGAAGUUUGAGCUGAACUUCAAUAGACACCAACCAACAGAUUCGAGAGCGCUCAAGUUAAUACGUAGAUGCGCUAAAGCGUAUGGCUAUUAAAUUGAUUCUUAGUUAGCAAUCGCCCUGAUUACGAUUAGACCCACCUGUUUAGUAGCAUAUCGAAUCAUCGGUCAGAAAAUAUAAUAAUCACAAUCACAUUUAUACAUUACUCAGGAUCAUACAUCUAAGUGUCAAAAAUCAUCAUUUGAACUUAAUUCAACUUUUCCCAAUACAUAGCUCUGUUUUAGUCAUUCAUUCUCCGUUGAAUUCCUUUUCCUUGUCAAUUAAUGUUGUUUAAAUAUUUACCUGUUCUGAGUUAAAUGCCUAGCAGGUAAAAUUUUUUAACGAGUGCUUCAAAGAUUUUUUAUCCUUUUCAGACUCGAUCAUGCUUCUUUAUUAUUGUUUAUACUUUUUAGCUCUGAUAUUUUUCCUCGUAGUAGUGCUCAAAACGAGGCUUAAAUUCCAUUUUAUCUAUUUUGUGUCUUACUCUCUGUUCCUCAACGUUAUUCUCGGGUUCGGAUGCUUCGGCAUGUUCAUCCUCGGACUGAUACGACCUCGCAACCCGGACAACUGUGCCGGGGCUGUAUGGAUGUUGAGGUCAUGUCGACUGUUUCUUCAGUGGCCUUUCAAGGUCGAAGUGAGAGGGCGUGAAAAUAUUCCUUCUGAUCAUUCCUUCAUUCUCAUGCCUAAUCAUCAAAGCUUGUUUGACAGCUAUUUUCUCAGUUACGUUUGGCCGAAGCGCUGUGUGCCGAUGAUGAAGAAGAGUCUGCUGUACAUGACCGGCAUUUUCGGCAUCACCUCUUGGCUGAAUGGGUCAGUGUUUAUAGACAGACAGGACAGAGCCAGUUCCAUCAGCACAUGUAAUAAGUGUGUUGAAAUGGUCACCGACAAGAAAAUAAGAAUAGUUGUGUUCCCCGAGGGUACUCGAAACAUGAAAGGUAGUCACUUGUUGCCCUUCAAAAAGGGGGCGUUCCACAUGGCCAAACAGUGUGGGGGCAUCAAAUUGAUGCCAGUGGUCGUAUCUACACUUCAGCCCAGACUCAAGGACGGAAGCUUCCGGCUAGUUCCUGGAAAAGUGAUAGUCAGUGUGCUGCCAGCGAUCGAGACUACAGACAAAAGUGUGGACGAGCUGGUUAAAGAUAGUUAUUACAAAAUGGAUUCAGAGUUUGAAAAACUGAACAAAGAAAUUGAUUAA